GUUAAUUCCCGUCCAUGGUUUAGAGCUUCAGAUCCAAGAUUAGGGUUUCAGAGCUCAACAAAAAUCCCCUUAUCAAUUUCCCCCAAAAUCCUAUCUCAAUUUUCAUCCUUUCAAUUCUCAGAACCCUAAUUAGGUCCUGAAUUUCUGAUUCGUUGGAAUUUUCGAUCGCUCUGGAGAGAAUCUUUUUUGUUUAAAGAGCAAAACAAAAAUUAGGGGAAGAAUGGAGACACAGAGGAUAAUGGAGUUUCCGCACAAGAAUAUGGAUAAGCGGCCCAGAAAGAGGCCUCGAUUAGCAUGGGACAUGCCCCCUCCUCUUCCUCCUCCUGAGCUAUUCCCAGCAAUUUACUGCGGGCAGGAGUUUGGGAAUGGGCCAAUCCCCAAUUACACCUAUACGUCUAUGUUUUAUGGUGGGUUGCCACGCAAUGCUUCCCCUCCGUGGAGACCUGAUGAUAAAGAUGGUCAUUACGUGUUCGGAAUCGGAGAAAAUUUAACCCCUCGAUACAGAAUUCUCAGCAAAAUGGGAGAGGGAACUUUUGGGCAAGUGUUGGAGUGUAUUGACAAUGAAAAGAAAGAGGUUGUGGCAAUCAAAAUUGUCCGCUCCAUACAUAAGUAUCGUGAAGCUGCUAUGAUUGAAAUUGAUGUCCUACAAAGGCUUGGAAGGCAUGAUAUUGGUGGCACUCGUUGUGUGCAAAUACGGAAUUGGUUUGACUAUCGUAAUCAUAUUUGUAUUGUAUUUGAGAAGCUUGGACCUAGCUUAUACGAUUUUCUUCGCAAAAACAGCUACCGUUCAUUUCCCAUUGAUCUUGUUCGGGAGCUUGGCAGACAACUUUUGGAGUCUGUAGCAUUUAUGCAUGAUUUACGCCUUAUACAUACUGAUCUGAAGCCAGAAAAUAUUCUGCUUGUUUCAUCUGACUACAUCAAAGUGCCAGACUAUAAGUUUCUAUCACGGUCGACUAAAGAGGGUUCCUAUUUCAAGAAUCUGCCCAAGUCAAGUGCCAUUAAGCUCAUUGAUUUUGGGAGUACAACAUUUGAACAUCAGGAUCACAGCUAUGUGGUGUCAACACGCCAUUAUCGUGCACCGGAGGUUAUUUUGGGUCUUGGAUGGAACUAUCCUUGUGAUAUCUGGAGUGUGGGUUGCAUACUUGUUGAACUUUGCUCUGGUGAGGCCCUAUUUCAAACGCAUGAGAACUUGGAGCAUCUUGCCAUGAUGGAGAGGGUUUUGGGGCCACUACCACAGCAUAUGGUGCUCAGAGCUGAUCGUCGUGCUGACAAAUAUUUUAGAAGGGGAGCACGACUGGAUUGGCCUGAUGGAGCAACUUCUAGAGAAAGCAUGAGGGCAGUUUGCAAAUUGCCCCGGUUACCGAACCUAAUAAUGCAGCAUGUGGACCAUUCUGCUGGAGAUUUGAUUGAACUCUUGCAAGGGCUCCUAAGAUACGAGCCAGCGGAGCGUCUCAAGGCAAGGGAAGCUCUAAGACAUCCCUUUUUCACUAGAGAUAUGAGAAGGGGUGGCUACCCCUUGUAAAUCAACGAUCCUCAUCUAUAUCAGUCAUGCGCACGAGCUAUUAGAAAGCCUGAAAGAUAUAAAAUGAGUGAAACGAGUCGAAAUACAGAUGUGGGUUUUUGAUUGUACGAUUGUUUCUGUAUAGUAAAGCUUACCCCACCCCUCCUCCCCUUACCUGCCCAUCAAUGUCUUAUACUGGUUGUCUUCUU
Prunus avium (sweet cherry) is the source of this 1710-nucleotide messenger RNA. Its product is annotated as serine/threonine-protein kinase AFC1. Lineage: Eukaryota; Viridiplantae; Streptophyta; Magnoliopsida; Rosales; Rosaceae. The record is from RefSeq and is a predicted model, not a curated record. Gene Ontology annotation, biological process: protein phosphorylation. Gene Ontology annotation, molecular function: ATP binding; protein serine/threonine kinase activity. Gene Ontology annotation, cellular component: nucleus.